AUGUUGCAGAUAAGUCAACAACCAUCCACUACUGGGUCCACUAUUGAGUCCACUGUUGAGUCCACUGAUAAGUCCACUGAUAAGUCCACUGAUAAGUUGCAAGGAGCGGAGAAACUGCAACAAAAGACGAAUCUCUUGGUGGUUGGUUCAGUUGCUCUCGAUACAGCAGCCACACUUGGUUCCACCCACAAACUACUGGAUUCGAAUAUUGGUACAAUCACAAAUUCUAUUGGUGGGGUAGGCUAUAAUAUUGCAUUGGCGAGUAACUAUACCACGUCGUUGCCAACCACCAAAUUUAUGUCCCGCAUAGGAAGAGACUUUGCGGGCGAUACUAUAUCAAGCCAGUUGAAGGAUAAAAUCGUUACCAAUUUGACUUUUGGCAAAGGCAACACUGCGCAAUAUGUGUGUACGCAUAACGUUGAUGGUGAUUUGAUCAUUGCGUGUGCUGAUAUGAGCAUCAUUGAAGAACCAUCCUUUGCAGAUGAUAUUAUACAGGAAAUAGUGAAUGAUGAACCUAGAGUGGUUGUACUUGAUUGUAACCUUUCUGUUCAAUCUUUAAACAAAAUUAUUCAACAUGUACCUUUUAACAAGUCAAUUUCAGGAAAGCCACAAAUAGUGGUUGAACCCACGUCUCAUGUCAAGGCUAAACGCUUGGCAGAGACUGAUCUCUCUGUAUUUCCACAUAAUGCAAUUAAUUUGAUCACACCAACAGUUGCCGAGUUAAACACCAUUUUCGACACUAUGUCUCAAAACGGUAAGUUUGAAGAUUAUGAUCAUUGGUUCCCCGUAGUAGAUGCCAUGGGUGUCGAUUCCAUAAUGAGAGAAAAGCUUUUAAAUCUUGACAAAAAACAUAAUUUAAAACUAUGGGAAGCUGGUGUAUUCCAACAAAGUUUUCAUAUGCUUCCAUAUUUCCAAAAUAUUUUGGUUAAAUUGGGUGAUAAGGGUGUGCUUUUAUUCAGUCUAGUUACGAAUUUAGAUGACUUAAAGAGUAUACCAACCACAUCAGUUUACAGGCCAAUCACGUCAGUUACAAAUAAUACGAAUAAUAAGGUCGGUGUGUUGGUAGAGUAUUUCCCCAUACCCAAGGAGAAUGAGAAGUUGAAGAUUGUGAAUGUCACGGGUGCAGGAGAUACAUUAGUUGGGUACUUGGCUGCAAAAUUAGCAAAUGCACACAAUAGUCACGAGGAUAAUUGGUUGAAUUGUGAGAUUAGAUCUUGCGAACAAGUGUGGAGCAAGUGGGAAACAAUAUAUAAAGCCCAAUUAGCUAGCGGUUUGACUUUGCAAAACAGCAAAUCUGUUAGCCCAGAGAUUGCCAAUUUGUAA
This is a messenger RNA of Lodderomyces elongisporus, 1323 nucleotides long. RefSeq lists its product as uncharacterized. The transcript has a single exon. The coding region runs from base 1 to 1323 and encodes 440 amino acids. NCBI's taxonomy places the organism in Eukaryota, Fungi, Ascomycota, Pichiomycetes, Serinales, Debaryomycetaceae. The record is from RefSeq and is a predicted model, not a curated record.